This is a messenger RNA of Zingiber officinale, 788 nucleotides long. RefSeq names its product 40S ribosomal protein S5-like. Gene Ontology annotation, cellular component: cytosolic small ribosomal subunit; ribosome. Gene Ontology annotation, molecular function: mRNA binding; rRNA binding; structural constituent of ribosome. Gene Ontology annotation, biological process: ribosomal small subunit assembly; translation. The coding region runs from base 177 to 512 and encodes 111 amino acids. The transcript is spliced from 2 exons. Lineage: Eukaryota; Viridiplantae; Streptophyta; Magnoliopsida; Zingiberales; Zingiberaceae. The record is from RefSeq and is a predicted model, not a curated record.
GAUCCCUUCUGUUUUUUUUCCUGUUGCUGUUUGAGCCUCGUGCAGUAGCUUUUGGCUCCGGUUACAACCAUAGUGGCGUUUACGUUUGCCCGUUGGAGUUGGGUUUGAUGUGGUGAUUUUUCUUUCCGCCGUUGGUGGACUAGCCCGCGCAUCUCUACAAUCCUUACUCUGCGUCGAUGGCGAUCCAGCAACAGGAGGUUAAGCUCUUUAAUCGUUGGUCGUUCGACGAUGUCGAGGUCAGUGACAUGUCUCUUGCUGAUUACAUCGCUGUGACUCCUCCAAAACAUGCUACAUACCUUCCUCAUACUGCUGGAAGAUAUUCUGCUAAGAGGUUCCGCAAGGCUCAGUGCCCAAUUAUUGAAAGACUUACCAAUUCUUUGAUGAUGCAUGGCCGGAACAAUGGAAAGAAGCUUAUGGUUGUCUGCAUAAUUAAACAUGCUAUGGAAAUUAUUCAUUUGCUUACUGAUGCAAAUCCAAUCCAAAUUGUGGUUGAUGCGAUCAUUAACAGGUAAUUGAAUUUUAAACUUGAAUCUCAUUGCAAGGAUGGGUAAUGAGGCAUACUACAUUUCACUUCUCAACCUUGUUUCAGAAAAACUUUUAAGACUAACCCAAGGCAACUAUCUAAUAAAUAAAGAUGGAAACAUUGUGUACUAGUUAUGCAUAUCAAAAUGAUUUUGUUUUUGCUUUGAUUUCAGGAUUGCAUGUUAAUCUCACUUGAGUGUGCUUGAAACUUGUAUAUUAUUUUUAUUAGCAUAAACAUUAUAUUAUGUUAAUCUCACUUGAGUGUC